Messenger RNA from Pediculus humanus corporis (human body louse), 900 nucleotides. RefSeq lists its product as uncharacterized. The coding region runs from base 1 to 900 and encodes 299 amino acids. The record is from RefSeq and is a predicted model, not a curated record. NCBI's taxonomy places the organism in Eukaryota, Metazoa, Arthropoda, Insecta, Psocodea, Pediculidae. The transcript is spliced from 4 exons.
AUGGAAGACAAACAUCAGCCUGAUUCGAGUAAUUCAGUUCAAAUGGGCAUAAAACAUAAGCAAGGUAUGCCCAUGCAAAGUCAGUUUGAACAAGCCAUUUUAGAUGUCUAUGAUUUUUGUAUGAAAGAAAAAGAAGCAGGUGUUCCUAUAAUACCGUUGAAUCACUUUGCUAAAAGAGUUACUGAAAUGUUAAAGAUAUCUGAUUCUUCAGUUAAAAGAGUUUUAAAAAAAAGAGAAAAUGGUAUUCCAUUAGCACCACUAAAAAGAAAGAGAAAUAGGAAAAGUCCUAUUACAGAUGUAGAUGAUUAUACAAAAGAUGCUAUCGCUCGUAAAGUUCAUGCAUAUAGUUUUCAAGAGAAACAAUUUACAAUGGGUGCAUUUCUAGAAGAAUGCAAAGCUGAUUUAGGAUUUAAGGGGUGUGAAAAAUCAUUAAGAAGAAUUUUGGAAAAACAACUUGGGUUUGAAUUUAAAAAAGUCGACAAUAAAUUGAAAAUUGAGCAAAAAAAAGUUAAGAAAGGUAAAGUCAAAGGGGAGAAAACUGUGAAAGUUUUGAGAAAGACAAAAACGAAAAAUUCACCAGUCUCAGUUUCUAUACAAACGCAAACUGUUAGCCAACCACCUCAGACUAUACCAAUUUUAGACAUUACAAUGGGACAUAGAGGAAACACAAUGGAAGAUAUGUCUACAGUGCAUAGAAUUCAUCACAUGGAAGACACUUCUAUUCAACAUCGUAAUCAUCCAGGAGAUACAAUUGAACACAUGGCUAUGGCCGGAUUGGUCGCUCAUCGAACCAAUGUUAUAGAAAAUAUGGCAAUAGCUCACAGAGCCAAUGAAAUGGUUAUUCAGCAACAUCAGCGCGUUGGCGACAUGACUGUAAUUAAUGAUUACAGGUCGAAAUAA